AUGCCGCCAUCGACAAGAGCUGGACAGACGGGAAGGGGCGAUGAUGAUCAAACGACCACAAGCAAUGGACAGGAGGAAGGAUGGCUCACGCAGGUAGUCAGGAUCCUCCAGCUGGCGAACCCGGCACUAUCGGCAGAGGAAGCAAUAGUACGGGCCAUGGGUCUGGUCAACAUUAGCAACCAAGCUCCACGCGGGGAGACCGAAAAGAUCCCCAAGGACGUAUCGAGCUCCAUUGCUCACAUCAAGAAGCUCAGCGAUAGCAAUUGGCACACCUGGGAACCCACCUUUAUCGACUGCCUCCAGAGAGUGCAUAACGCGAAGGAAAUCCUGUAUGGUACCGUUGUACCCGGGAGCGAGGAAUACGAUGAAGACCUAGACAAGGCACUCGUGGGCCUCAUCCACGCCUGCUGCGAUAACAGCCCGGAUAGCCGCAUCGACACCUACACCGUCAGAGGGGUGGAUGAAGAAGUUCAACUUGGUAGCACACUCUAUGCCAAACUCAAGAAGGCACUAACACUAAACGACGCUGUAAAGCGAGCAGGACUGCAGGAUCGUAUCCACACAGUGCGCUUGUACAAUCGAGACGUCGUCAGACUAGGCAAGGAACUUGAUUCGAUCUGGAACGAUGCGGCACGCCUCGGAAAGCGUUUCGACGAGGACCUCAAGAAAUCAACUCUCUAUCGCUGCACGGCUCAAGAUUGGUUCUACGCCAACACCGUCGAUGCACUGAAAACGGCCAAACCAGACUGCAAGUAUGACGAAGCCUACCAUGCACUGGCCAAGAAACAGCAGGAUGGUGAGAUCACUGGUCGUAUUAGAGGAGCAGCAAGGGUCGCCACAAACGCGGAACAGGGGAGUGCCAACCAGGCGGAGCAAGGACCCAGGGGAAGGCGCGAUCCUCGCAAUCCCUUGGCCCCUCCAAAGUGCUAUGCUUUCGACAGGGGCGAGCGAUCAGCAUGCGACACCUGGAUCAUCGAUUCAGGUGCAACCCAUCAUAUGGUAAAUGAUGAGAGAAUGCUGCUCACCUCAACGAACAAGGUCGGCCAAAUCAGUACGGCAGGGGACGAAAAGCUUCAGGUGAAGGCUAUAGGAGAUGCCUCCCUUCGGGUCGGUGAGGCCACCAUCCAACUAUUGGAUGUGCUUUAUGUACCGAAACUGAAUGCUAACUUAUUGUCCGUACAAGGCUUGAUCGAGAAUGGUGCACGAGUAAUCUUCGAUGAGUUUGGAACUACCAUAAAGCAGAACGAUGGUACCCAAGUACAAUUCAAAAGGGACAGAAGACAGGGCCACUUCAAAGUGCGAGGACAAGCACUGGCUUUGGAACUGGAGGAAACACGAGAUGGCGUCCCAGAGGACAACCAGAACACAGGAAAACUAGAUAAUGCCCCAGAGGGCAAUAAGGACACGAAGCAUCAAGACAGCUACCUAUGGCAUGAGAGGUUCGGACACCCAGGACGAGACAAAACGAGACAAAUCCGGGCCCAUUACCUAGGUACCGAUGAGGAAAUGGAACAUGAGUCGAAGCACUGCAAUGCGUGCAGUCAAGGAAAACAGACUCGAGCACGGAUGAGCCAAUCAGAGUCGGAAAGAAUGGAGGCACCAUUAGAGCUGGUACACGUAGACCUGAUGACAGAUUUCAAAGGACAUGCCAACUACCACUAUGCACUAGUUGCUGUGGACGACUUCUCCUCUCUGAUCUACGUGGAACCACUCUGCACAAAGAGUGCUGCACUCACGGCGCUGAGAAGGUGGAUAGCCAGGAUGGAACGGGCAACGGACAGGAAACUCAAAACACUCCGCAGCGACAAUGGAGGAGAAUGGUGCAGCAUAGCAGCCGAAGACUGGCAAACUCAAGAGGGUUUUAAGUGGCAAAAGAGCGUCCCGGGGAUCAGCGUCCAAAAUGGACGGGCAGAGAGAGCAAUCAGAUCGGUCCAAGAAAAGAUGCGCUCGAUGCUGAUUGGUCGAGCUUGCCCUAGAGAGUUGUGGCCGUACGCAAUCACAGCAGCAGCACACGUGAUGAACCUUACCCCGUCAGCCACCAAAACCAUUCCCCACAAGGCCUUCUAUGGAACCACUGCGCACAAGCUGGCCCAGCAACUGCGAGUCUUCGGAUGCUUGGCAUGGGUUCAUGUUCAACAGAAGGACCAGCAAGGCAAGCACGGAGCUAGAGCAAAGCCAGCCAUCAUGAUUGGGUAUGACGACGAACACAAAGCAUGGAAGUUUUGCAACCCGGACCAGCCUGCGUCAAUUCAAUGGAGCAACUCAGCAACGUUCCAUGAGGACAAAGGAUGGAGUGAUCGCCAACAAGAGGCAGUCAGGCCUGUGGUGACCGCGGAGGUCGAGGAGGAGAGUGUCACGCCAGCCAUAGUGGAGGAGGAGACCAAAUCAGAGGCUGCAGUGGAGGAUCUCCUAACAGCCGAAGACAGCACAGUAGGCGCCGCCAACACAGCAAUACUGAACCUGGACCCAACACUUAGGGAAGCAAUUGAUGGUGAGGAUGCCCAGCUCUGGAAGGAGGCAAUACGAAAGGAGCUAGAAGGACUCGAGGCAAUGGGGACUUGGGAGGUGGUGCACCAACCGCCAGGAGUACCACUUGUGGACUCUAAGGUUGUGCUUCGGCUGAAGCUUGAUGCUGAUGGUGUACCUGUUAAGCACAAGGCACGACUGGUUGCAAGGGGCUUCACACAGAGAGAGGGGAUCGACUACCAAGAAACCUUCUCUCCAGUAGCACCCCUCGGAGCGAUCAGAGCCAUCUUAGCACUAGCAGUGCAGAACAACUGGGAGGUACAUGCUCUGGACAUCACUAUGGCUUACUUGAACUCCACGUUAAAGGAAGCAAUCUACAUGAAGCCGCCAGAAGGAUCAGGAGUAGCACCCGGCAAGGUGUACAAGGUAGUCAAGGGCCUAUAUGGCCUAAAGCAGUCUGGGCGAGAAUGGAAUCAGGAGUUCGACAGGUCUUUGCGACGCAUGGGAUUCUUCCAGGUAGAGUGCGCUCCCUGCAUCUACACCAAGGGACAGGGUGAAGAUAUGGCCAUUGUGGUCAUCUACGUCGAUGAUACAUUAGUCAUAGCACCACGGCUGGAAACGGUCCUAGAGGUUAAGAAGCAGAUUGGUCAGAGAUGGAAGAUGGAAGAUAGUGGUGAGGUCUCUCACUUCUUGGGCAUCAAAAUCAGUCGAGACCGUGCGAUGCGCACCAUGACGAUUGGUCAGUCAGGGUACAUCGACCAAGUGCUGGCAAAGCACCUGGACAAACGUACGAAGCCAACCAUGGUUCCAAUGCAGAGCAUACCGGAGGGAACCCUUGUCGCAAGCGCAGCACAACAGAAGGAGUAUCCGGUGAUUGUUGGCAAGCUGCUCUGGGUUGCCAACAGCACCCGGCCUGACCUUAGUCUCACCGUGGGUGUUCUCGCUAGGCACAUGCGUGAACCAUCGCAGGAGCAUUAUCAGGCAGCACAAAGGGUCUUACGCUACCUCGAAAGCACAAGGCAGGUUGGAUUGGUUUAUAGGGCAAGUGAGUCGCAAGAGCCACUGGUUGCACACAGCGAUGCAAACUGGGCAAGCGAUGCCACCAUACAGAGAAGAAGCACAUCGGGGUCAGUGGCGUUAGUGUACGGGAACCCAGUAGCCUGGAAGUCAGCGACACAAAAAUGCGUGUCGUUGUCUGCUGUCGAGGCAGAGUUCAUUGCAGCCACGGAAGCAACACGUGAGGUGCUCUUCCUCAAGCAGCUGCUACGCUCAAUUGGCAUUGCCACAGGCACACCGACGGUCUACUCGGACAACACUGGUUGCAUACAGGUUAGUAAGGACCCAGCACAGCACUGGAAGCUUAAGCACAUCGACACCAAGUAUCACUUCGUCCGUAACAACGUACAAGAGGGAAGGGUGCAGAUCAAGUACGUAGACACCACAAGAAACUUGGCAGAUGUACUCACGAAACCCAUUGGGAGGCAGGCAAUGCAGCAAGCAAGAUCUGGGCUACACCUGCAAAUACCGGCAGCAGUGUACGGAACGGGGUCCCCGAGCUAUGCAACAGUGUUGAAGAACGGAGGUCACACCUUGAAGCAACAGCAUAAUGAACAGGGUACAUAUGCUGUUGAGGGGGGGAGUUGA
Ustilago hordei is the source of this 4110-nucleotide messenger RNA. RefSeq lists its product as uncharacterized. The coding region runs from base 1 to 4110 and encodes 1369 amino acids. The record is from RefSeq and is a predicted model, not a curated record. The transcript is spliced from 2 exons. Gene Ontology annotation, biological process: DNA integration. Lineage: Eukaryota; Fungi; Basidiomycota; Ustilaginomycetes; Ustilaginales; Ustilaginaceae. Gene Ontology annotation, molecular function: nucleic acid binding.